AUGACACAGACUUACACUCGGCGAGCACUAUUCAAGGCGGUGUUGAAUGGCUGUCCUACCUUCCUAGGCCGUGUCGAUGCGAACAUUCGAGAAGAAGUGAUUCAAGAUCUUACGGAGACUCCAAAGACAAAAUGGUCUAAGGAGACCAGCCUACAGCGCGAUACUUAUGAAAUCUGGCUCAAUUAUCUGAAUUUCGAGCUGGAUCAACGUUAUGGACAAUUCUAUGAUUAUCAUUUCAUCUCCAAUUGCAGCCCAACUCUGCCUACAGUCGUCGAAACCACCACACUACUCAAGAUCUGUGGUAAGAAUUACACCUCAAAUCAGCGCGUCAAAGGUAAGGGUAAUAGCGCAAUCGAGUAUUGCAUUCAGGGGCAGCGUCGUUUUGGAUACAUAAAAUAUGCGUUUCGAUCAAAGGUAGUCCCAACGGUGUUUUUAGCGGUCGACCAAUUCACCCAGCUGAAUGCAAGUGAUUCAGCACGUGAUUGCUUUGUUUCUCACCCCCGCCUUCAGGCCGCCAGGGUAUACUCCAAGAUAGAACGUACUGUGGUCGUUGAUGUUCACGAUCUUAUGGGACACAUCAUUGUUUUGCCCUAUCUACCCGGUCACCUCGGUAUUGCGGAGGAGACUCUAGGUAUAGUAGGGCUGCGCAACAUAUUGGCCUCUGGAUGA
Messenger RNA from Melampsora larici-populina 98AG31, 669 nucleotides. RefSeq lists its product as uncharacterized. The record is from RefSeq and is a predicted model, not a curated record. Bases 1 to 669 code for a protein of 222 amino acids. NCBI's taxonomy places the organism in Eukaryota, Fungi, Basidiomycota, Pucciniomycetes, Pucciniales, Melampsoraceae. The transcript has 2 exons.